Anastrepha obliqua is the source of this 1059-nucleotide messenger RNA. It is a transcript of the gene G6P, whose product is annotated as glucose-6-phosphatase catalytic subunit 1. Gene Ontology annotation, biological process: glucose 6-phosphate metabolic process; gluconeogenesis. The transcript is spliced from 5 exons. The record is from RefSeq and is a predicted model, not a curated record. Gene Ontology annotation, cellular component: membrane. Gene Ontology annotation, molecular function: glucose-6-phosphatase activity. Bases 49 to 1059 code for a protein of 336 amino acids. NCBI's taxonomy places the organism in Eukaryota, Metazoa, Arthropoda, Insecta, Diptera, Tephritidae.
AAAACGUGAAAUUUUCAGUACAAAUUUGUUUUACUUAGUUCCAUAAAAAUGUGGGAGGAUUCACUUGCUACACUUUAUCAUGUGGAAAUACUAACGGUGCAAUGGGCGCAAAAUGUUUUAAUGCCAGUAGAACCGGCACUCCUGCUGCUCAGCGAACACUUGAAACCAGCGAAGUUAAUAGAUAUUUAUGUGCCAUUCGUGGGUGCAUUUAGCCAUCAGCUAUUGGUGCGUUUGGUUGGCGCAUUAGGUGUCAUCAAUGUGCUCUCCUCGCUAAUCAAAUGGUCUUUUCCAGCGAGUCGGCCCUACUGGUGGAUACGUGAAUACAAUGAGACAAUCCCAUUACAGCAAUACCGUGGCACAUGCGAAACUACGGCAGCCUUUCCUUCGAGUUAUUGCCUUUCAUUCACCAUAUUCAUUUAUUUACUGAUACUGUACUUCUUGCCCGCUUGUUGGAACCACCUGAAGUGGCCUAUGCGUCAUCUGAGCGCCAUUUGUAGGGCCGGAGUCAUACUAGCAGCCACUUGCAUGGCUUUCAGUCGCAUUUAUUUGGGUGCGCAAUUUCCACAUCAAUGCCUUGCGUCAUGCUUUGCGGCCAUAGCUGCUCUGCAUACAUUCGAUGAGUAUCCUGACAGGUUCUAUACUCUAAAUCGCUUCAAGGCAGUGUUGAUUGUUUUCUGCUUGAGCCUACUGCCAGUGAUAAUCUACUUUGGCAUGUUGCGGCUGGAUUUGGAUCCGCAUUGGUCGGUGCGAAUGGCUUUCAAGUGGUGUGUGGAUCCAGCACAAAUGCGUCACGAGGAGAGUUCAAUUUUUGUGCUCGGUCGUGACUUGGGAUAUCUAAUGGGUGUAGUACUCUCAGCGCCUCUCUACAAAAGCUACGGAAAAAAAACUGUUAUCGGCAAGCGCUUACCAUUACUGCUCAUCUUUGAAGUACUCAAUUAUUAUGCGCGUCUGGAGACGCCGAAAAGUCACGGUCGUGUUGCAUUUGUCACAUACGAAUUUUUGCGAAAUGCUAUGCAUUCAUUCACACUUUUAACAAUUUUACCAAAAAUAGCAACAUAG